GUUUGUUAAGGAUCAUGGCGGGGAGAUUGUCAUUUCAUUGCUGCCGGAAUAUUUCGUCCUUAAACUGGGUGAAAGCUGCACUGUUGUUUUUUAUUUACCACCUGGCUGGGGCAGUAUCUGAUCGAGUGAUUGUUGAUCCACAUAUAACAGCGGUGUUGGGAAAAAAUAUCACAUUAAUCUGCAAAGUUUUUGUUGUGGAGGCUCUCACACAAAUUUCCUGGGAGAAAGUACAGAAUGGAAGCACUCAGACUCUUGCUGUCUACAAUCCAUCCUAUGGGAUCUCAAUUGAUGAGCCAUAUCAGCAAAGGAUGUCUUUCAAAAGCCCUUCCAAUAGGGAUGCAACGAUUAUACUUGAAGAUGUCAGAUUUACUGACACUGGAGAAUAUAUAUGCAAGGUGACCACCUUCCCUUCUGGUAACUCGCAGUCAUCAACCACCGUUUCUGUCAUGGUUGAACCAAAAGUAUAUGUUGUGAAGGGUUCACAGCCUCUGACUGAUGGUGGAAAUGAGACCAUAGUUGCAGUGUGCAAGGCUGAGAAAGGAAAACCCGCUGCUGAAGUCACCUGGGAGUCUGAUGUUUUUGGACAGUCCUUUCAAAAUCUGAGCACAGAACCUAAUGAAACAAUAACUGUUAGCAACUAUUACAAGUGGAUACCAACCAGAUUUGCACAGGGAAAACAGCUAACCUGUGUAGUCAGGCAUCCAGCCUUGGAAAUGGAAGUUCGAAUUCCCUUUGUUCUGAACAUAAAGCAUGCCCCUGAAGUUGGAAUAACUGGCUAUGAUGAGAACUGGUUUGUUGGAAGGGAAAAUGUGCAACUUAAAUGCAAUGUAGCUGCAAAUCCUCCACCAACAAAAUAUGUAUGGAGUCGUUCUGAUGGAGAGUGGCCCAGUGAUCUGCAGUCUGUGAACAAUACUCUUAUAUUUAGCAAACCCCUGCACCAUAAUCACUCGGGGACAUACCAGUGUGAGGUCACAAAUGAAAUUGGAAGCAGCAAGAAGCAAAGGACAAUUCAUAUAUUAGAUCCUCCUCCUACUACCACACUUUCAACAACGUCACGUCCUUUUGUGGCAUCAGAUAUCACAAGCUUAGCUGCAACCAAUCGAUCACAAUUCACUUCCCCAACACUGGAGUCUUUGCACAAUGGAAAUCUGGGUAGCAUCAUUGGUGGUGCAGUGGGUGGUGCCCUGUUUCUUAUUUUGCUCAUCAUCCUCCUUGGAAUGUGCUACAUGAGGAAAAGGAGAACUUUUCGGGGAGACUACUACACCAAACAGUACUUGGGACCAUCAGACAUGCAAAAGGAGUCUCAAUUAGAUGUACUACAACCUCAUGAGCUUGAGCUUUAUAGUGACCCCAGCAAGGGUACUGUUAAACAAAAGCCUAAUGAUAUGAUUUACCCAGAUUACCCAAAAGAAAUGAAAAACCACGACUGGGGCACCAUAGACAAUAUGAACAAUGGAUGUCCAGAAGACUCGAUGCCAGUUGAAUAUUAUGAAGAUCGAAGACUUCCUAUAGGAACAAAAUACGUUCAAGAUGACUAUUAUGAAGGCAAUGACGGAGACUUUGUAUCACACCUGGAUGGUUCAGUAAUUUCAAGAAGAGAAUGGUAUGUGUAGGGUUAAAAAAAAGACUAUAAUGUACAAAGUAAUUAAUAUUAAAUUCUCUAGCUCUGUCUUUACAAAAAAA
Messenger RNA from Polypterus senegalus (gray bichir), 1683 nucleotides. It is a transcript of the gene nectin3b, whose product is annotated as nectin cell adhesion molecule 3b. NCBI's taxonomy places the organism in Eukaryota, Metazoa, Chordata, Cladistia, Polypteriformes, Polypteridae. The record is from RefSeq and is a predicted model, not a curated record. The coding region runs from base 15 to 1613 and encodes 532 amino acids. The transcript is spliced from 6 exons. Gene Ontology annotation, cellular component: adherens junction; apical junction complex. Gene Ontology annotation, biological process: heterophilic cell-cell adhesion; homophilic cell-cell adhesion.